AUGAAACUUUUGCGCUUAUUUCAGGAGUUGGAGGCCCUGGAGAGUGUUGUUGCAGCAGCAGCAGCAGCAACAGCAGCAGCAGCAGCAGCAGCAACAGCAAAGCUGCUGCUGCAGCUGCAGAACGCCAUCACCCGCUGCUCCUUCGCAGCAACAAAGAGAUCUCCAUCUCAGCUCGUGCAGCAGCAGCAGCAGAUGGUUGCUGCUGCCUCCGCUGCUGCUGCUGCUGCUGUUGCUGCAGCUGCUGCAGGUGAUUCCGCGGCAGACGCAGCAGCAGCAGCUGCUGCUGCAGCAGACGCAGCAGCAGCUGACGCUGCUGCUGCAGCAGCAGCAGCAGCAGCAACAGAGACCACCAAGAAGACGCUCCCAGAGAACGCAGCAGCAGCAGCAGCAACAACAGCAACAGCAACAGCAGCAGCAGCAGCAACAACAACAGCAGCUUUUACAGCAGCAGAUGAUAUCUUAAUUAACAACGUUGAGCCCUUGCUGUGGCAGCUGCAGCAGCAGUUACUGCAGCAGCAGCAGCAUGCAGCAGCUGCAGCAGCAGCAACCGAGGCGCUACAAAGUCUCUGCACCAUGAGCAGCAGCUGCAGCAGCAGCAGCAGCAGCAGCAGCAGGAGCAGCAGCAGCAGAGACAGCAGCAGCACCCAGCGCGACGCUGCCGUUAAGCUGCAGCUGCUGCAGGAGGUCGCAGCAGCAGCAGCAACAGCAGCAGCAGCAGGAGAAAAGGAAGCAGCAGCAGCAGCUGCUGCUGCUGCUACAGCAAAAGCUGCUCGCCUUGCUUGGCUUUCACUGCCCUUUGCAGCAGAACUGCAGCAGCUGCUGCCGCAGCUGCGCCGCAAGCUGCAGCUGCAGCAGCAGCAGCAGCAGCAGCAGCAACAGCAGCAGCAGCAGCAGCAGCAGCAGCGUAAGCUGACUGCACAGAGAACUCGCGAGUUUAUUACUUAA
Molecule: messenger RNA, 945 nt
Organism: Eimeria mitis
Lineage: Eukaryota; Apicomplexa; Conoidasida; Eucoccidiorida; Eimeriidae
Exons: 3
Coding region: 1-945 (314 amino acids)
Molecular function (GO): ice binding
Source: RefSeq, a predicted model, not a curated record